Ziziphus jujuba (common jujube) is the source of this 2856-nucleotide messenger RNA. Its product is annotated as pentatricopeptide repeat-containing protein At1g25360. Gene Ontology annotation, molecular function: zinc ion binding; RNA binding; protein binding. The transcript has a single exon. Gene Ontology annotation, biological process: RNA modification. The record is from RefSeq and is a predicted model, not a curated record. The coding region runs from base 272 to 2674 and encodes 800 amino acids. NCBI's taxonomy places the organism in Eukaryota, Viridiplantae, Streptophyta, Magnoliopsida, Rosales, Rhamnaceae.
AUUACGAAUUUACCAAAAGAAAUAAAGGAUUGAUAUUCAUGAAACAAAUGCCCUAUUAUAUAUUGACCAGAAAACAGUAGAAUUUAAUAAUCUUGUUUAUAUUUAAAGAAGCUGGGUUGUGAACUCAUAACAUUGCGGUAUCUGUUUCACGUCCAGUAAAAUAUCUCUGCUUGAUAUUGGGAGUUGGUGGUGCAUAAAGCUUUCAAGUUGGAUGUUCGUUUUCGAUUCCAGCAGUAUUUGGAUAGGGGUGAGACCAUGAUUUCCAACCUUUAUGAACAUGAAGACUACUGCCUUCGAUGUCCGUGCUGUGGCAAAUCAGUGCGCGGCUCUUCUGCAGUUAUGCUGCCGCGAAAAUCCUAUCUUGUACUCUUUGGCCCGAACUGUCCAUGCCCAUAUGCUGGCUGUUGGGUUCAGGCCACGUGGUCACAUUCUCAAUAGUCUGAUCGAUAUUUACUGCAAAUCAUCUAAUCUUACAUACGCUCGGAAACUGUUCGACAAAAUUCCUGAACCAGACGUUGUUGCUAGGACAACACUGUGUAACGCAUACUCUGCCACUGGAGAUCUGAAGAUGGCUCGUGAAAUAUUCGGUGGAAUCCCACUGAGCAUGCGAGACACUGUUUGUUACAAUGCGAUGAUCACUGCAUACUCUCGUAACAAUGAUGGCCAUGCUGCUGUUAUACUCUUCCGUGACAUGGGGCGAGACAGUUUUAGGCCAGAUGAUUAUACUUUCACUAGUGUACUCAAAGCUACUGCACUUAUAGCUGAUGAUGAAAAGCAGUGCCAGCAGAUGCACUGUGCGGUUGUGAAGUCAGGAACGGGAUUUGUCACUUCGGUGUUAAAUGCACUGAUAUCUGUUUAUGUUAAAUGUGCGUUGUCGCCAUUAGUUUCAUCAUCAUCAUUGAUGGGUGCAGCUAAAAGAGUGUUUGAUGAGAUUCCUCAAAGGGAUGAGUUAUCUUGGACGACCAUAAUUUCUGGGUAUGUGAAAAUCCAUGACCUUGAUGCAGCUCGCAAAUUUCUUGAUGGGAUGACAGAAAAAUUGGUAGAAGCAUGGAAUGCGAUGAUUUCAGGUUAUGUGCAGCAUGAACUUUUUCAAGAAGCAUUGCAACUGUUCAGGAAGAUGCAUUUGAUGGGAAUUGAAGAGGAUGAGUAUACAUACACAAGUGUCAUCAGUGCUUGCGCUAAGGCUGGGUUAUUUCAACUUGGAAAAGAGUUGCAUGCUUACAUUUUAAAAAAACAAACUGAACCUACAAUGGACUUUUCAUUAUCUGUAUAUAAUGCAUUAAUUACGCUGUAUUAUAGAUGUGGGAAAAUAGAUGAGGCACGAGAGAUUUUUAAUAAAAUGCCUGUGAGGGAUAUUGUUUCAAGGAAUGCAAUCCUGUCAGGGUAUGUCGAUGCAGGCUGUAUUGAGGAAGCCAGAUCCUUUUUUGGAGAAAUUCCAGAUAGGAACCUUCUAUCAUGGACUGUGAUGAUAUCAGGUUUAGCACAAAAUGGAUUUGGAGAAGAGGCAAUGAAGCUGUUUAACCAAAUGAGAUCAGAAGGUCUUGAACCAUGUGAUUAUGCAUUUGCUGGAGUGAUUACAUCUUGUGCUGUGCUUGGAGCAUUGGAGCAUGGAUGCCAACUUCAUGCUCAAGUAAUCUGCUUGGGUCACGAUGCAAGCCUCUCUGCUGGAAAUGCACUUAUAACAAUGUAUGCAAGAUGUGGAGUUGUUGAAGCUGCAAAUUCUAUUUUCCUUACAAUGCCUUCUGUGGAUUCAGUGUCUUGGAAUGCCAUGGUUGCAGCUCUGGCACAGCAUGGCCAAGGGGUCCAAGCAAUAGAACUUUUUGAACAGAUGUUGAAGGAAGGUAUACAGCCAGAUAGAAUAACUUUUCUCACGGUUCUCUCAGCCUGCAGCCAUGCUGGUUUAGUUGAAGAAGGAAGCCGUUAUUUUGAUUCAAUGCAUGCUUCUUAUGGUAUUGCCCCGGGCGAAGAUCAUUAUGCCCGAAUGAUUGAUUUGUUAUGUCGAGCAGGGAAGUUCUCAGAAGCCAAGGAAUUGAUUGAAUCAAUGCCAUUUGAGCCUGGCACACCAAUUUGGGAGGCUCUUCUUGCUGGUUGUCGGAUUCAUGGGAAUAUGGAUUUAGGGAUUCAAGCUGCAGAACGGCUCUUUGAGCUGAUACCACAGAAUGAUGGAACCUACAUUCUUUUGUCUAACAUAUAUGCCAAUGAAGGCAGGUGGGAUGAUGUGGCUAAGGUGCGGAAAUUAAUGAGGGAUAGAGGGAUAAAGAAGGAGCCUGGUUGUAGUUGGAUCGAGGUCGAGAACAAGGUCCAUGUCUUCCUGGUGGAUGACACAAUGCACCCUGAGGUGCAAGCAGUAUACAAAUAUUUAGAGCAACUGGGACUUGAAAUGAGGAAACUGGGUUAUGUCCCGGACACAAAGUUCGUGCUGCAUGAUAUGGAAUCUGAGCAUAAGGAGCAUGCUUUGUAUGCUCACAGUGAGAAGCUUGCAGUUGUAUUUGGGAUCAUGAAGCUUCCAAAGGGAGCCACAAUUAGAGUGUUUAAGAAUCUUAGGAUCUGCGGUGAUUGCCAUAAUGCAUUCAAGUUCAUGUCCAAAGUGGUAGAGAGGGAAAUAAUUGUAAGAGAUGGGAAGAGGUUUCACCAUUUUAGAUAUGGUGAAUGCUCCUGUGGCAAUUACUGGUAGCCAAUAUUUUUUCAGAGAACCAACAUUUUUUUCAUGGGGAACUAAUUCAUUCCAGAAUUGAUACAAAUAUUGUGAGGCAUAGCUUGUAAUGGGGGUGUGAUAGCAGAGUAGAAAGGAUCAUUCCCAGUUUCCCAACCAUAAAACUGUAAAGUCAAAUGCAAACGAUAUUUCAAUUCUCAUUU